AAUCUGGAUUUAUUACUCUACGUGGGGUCACACAAAAUUGGAGGGUUUUUUCUUCUAACCAACCCAAUUAAAAACUUAUUUCCGUUUUACCCUUCUCCAAAACAGGCUGACCAGCAGCAACAAUUUGAAAAAAAGGGGCAUAAUCGUAAAAGAACAAAAAGAAUCUCCAUUUCAUUUCGUGUGCUACGAGUGUCUACUGGUGAUGCUCUUACUAUGCAACACUUCCCUUGAACUCUCAAAAAAUUCCUAAAGAUAAAAAAAAAAAGAAAAUAAGAAAAAUCUCUCCCGCCAAUUCUUCAACAAAUCAAAACCCUAACCCCCUAAAACGAAAAAAAAAUCCAUGAAACCCUAACUCCAUCUUCUUCUUCUUCUUCUUCUUUGAAUUUUCACUCGAUAAAAACCCUAAUUCUAAGUUCCCGUCACUUCAAAAGAACCAAAAAAAACGAUGCCGUCAAUGAUAUCAACAGGUAAAAUUCUCAAAUUAGAAAUAGAGAACUUCAAAUCGUAUAAAGGACAACAAACAAUCGGCCCGUUUAAAGACUUCACGGCAAUAAUUGGACCAAAUGGAGCUGGGAAAUCAAACUUAAUGGACGCAAUUAGCUUCGUACUUGGUGUCCGUACAGGUCAAUUGCGUGGGGCCCAGCUUAAGGAUCUAAUUUACGCAUAUGAUGAUCGUGAAAAGGAGCAGAAAGGUCGUAGAGCUUAUGUACGGUUGGUUUAUUUGCUAGCAAGCGGGUCGGAGCUUCAUUUUACCCGGACUAUUACGAGUUCAGGAAGCAGUGAGUAUCGGAUUGAUGGCAAGGUUGUUAAUUGGGAUGAGUAUAAUGGAAGACUAAGGUCUUUGGGUAUUCUUGUUAAGGCUAGGAAUUUUUUGGUCUUUCAGGGUGAUGUGGAAUCUAUUGCCUCUAAAAACCCAAAAGAAUUGACUGCAUUGCUUGAGCAGAUUUCUGGGUCUGAGGAUCUCAAGAGAGAAUACGAGGAUCUGGAAGAAAGGAAGGCCCGUGCUGAAGAAAACUCUGCUCUUGUUUAUCAGAAAAAAAGAACAGUAGUUAUGGAGAGGAAACAAAAGAAAGAGCAAAAGGAAGAAGCAGAAAAACAUCUUCGCUUGCAAGAUCAACUGAAAGCUCUGAAAAAAGAACACUUCUUAUGGCAAUUGUUUAUCAUAGACAAAGACAUAAACAAGAUCAAUGAUGACCUUGAAACUGAAAAGAGAAAUCGUGAAGGUGUCAUGCAAGAAUUAGAGAAGUUUAACAUAGAAGAAAAUAAGAAGAAAAAAGAACUAGCCAAGUACCUGAAAGAGAUUGCUCAAUGUGAAAGGAAGAUUGCAGAGAGAAGUUCAAAACUUGACAAGAAUCAACCAGAGCUUCUGAAAUUAAAUGAGGCAAUGACUCGUAUAAAUUCAAAAAUCAAGAGUAGCCGUAAGGAGCUUGAUAAAAAAAGAGAAGAACGGAGGAAACAUGCUGAUGAGAUAGAUGAGCUGCAGAAGGGGAUACUAGAUCUGACUGCAAAGCUAGAAGAUCUGCAUGAAAAAAGUCGAGAUACUAGUGACAAACUCCCCUUGGCUGAUGGUCAAUUAACUGAAUAUUUUCGAAUUAAGGAGGAUGCUGGGAUGAAAACUAUCAAGCUAAGGGAAGAAAAGGAGGUUCUGGACAGGCAACAACAUGCUGAUAUGGAAGCUCAAAAGAAUUUAGAAGAAAACCUUCAACAGUUGAAAAAUAGGGAGUCUGAACUAAACGCACAGGAGGCACAAAUGCGAGCAAGACAAGAAAAGAUUCAGGAAACUUCCACAAAGAAUAAGAAGGAAUUGGCUGAUUUGAAAAAGGAAUCAAGAGAGAUGCAUGAUAAACACCGUGAUUCCAGGAUUAAAUGUGAAAAUUUGAAGUCUAGAAUUGGUGAAGUGGAAAUCCAGUUGCGAGAAGUGAAAGCUGAUAAAUAUGAGAAUGAGAGGGAUGCUAGGUUGUCUCAAGCUGUUGAGGAUCUCAAGCGCCUAUUCCAAGGAGUUCAUGGACGAAUGACUGAUCUUUGUAGGCCAACUCAGAAGAAGUACAAUCUUGCUGUUACUGUAGCUAUGGGUAGAUUUAUGGAUGCAGUAGUGGUUGAAGAUGAAUAUACAGGAAAAGAGUGCAUUAAGUAUCUGAAAGAGAAAAGGCUUCCUCCUCAAACUUUCAUACCUCUUCAAUCAGUUCGUGUAAAGCCAAUCAUUGAAAGGUUGCGUACCUUAGGUGGUACUGCUAAGUUGGUCUUUGAUGUCAUCCAAUUUGAUCCUGUUCUUGAGAAGGCAAUUCUCUUUGCUGUUGGAAAUACUUUAGUAUGUGAUGACCUAGAUGAAGCCAAGGUUCUUAGCUGGAGUGGAGAAAGGUUUAAAGUUGUAACUGUUGAUGGGAUCCUACUCACAAAGUCCGGAACAAUGACUGGUGGUACCAGUGGUGGAAUGGAAGCAAGGUCAAAACAGUGGGAUAAUGAUAAAAUUAAAGAAUCUAUUGCAAAGCUAAAGAAGAAGAAAGAGCAGCUCGAGAAAGAGUUGGAAGAGCUUGGAUCAGAUAGAGAGAUGAAGUUAAAAGAAUCUGAAGCAUCUGGGAAAAUUAGUGGACUUGAAAAGAAGAUUCAGUAUGCAGAGAUUGAAAAGAGAAGUAUCAAGGACAAACUUGAAACCUUGAAAAGGGAAAAGCAGAUUAUUAAAGAGGAAACUGAUCGUAUAAAACCUGAACUGCUUAAGCUAAAGGAUGGUAUUGAUAAAAGGGCCACUGAAAUCAGAAAGUUGGAGAAGAGAAUCAAUGAGAUUAUUGAUCGAAUUUACAAAGAUUUUGGUAAGGUUGUUGGGGUAACAAAUAUCCGUGAGUAUGAAGAAAACCAUCUUAAGGCUGCCCAACAUGUUGCGGAAGAAAGACUUAACAUAAGUAAUCAGCUGGCAAAGUUGAAGUACCAGUUGGAGUAUGAGCAAAAGCGAGACAUGGAAUCAAGAAUUAAGAAAUUGGAAACGUCUAUCAGUUCUUUAGAAAACGAACUAAAACAAAUUCAGAAAAAAGAAGCUGAAGUCAAGUUAGCAACAGAGAAAGCUACUGGUGAUAUGGAUAAGUGGAAGGAAGAAGUGAGAGAUUGGAAAUCCAAGGCAGAAGAGUGUGAGAAAGAGAUGCUUGAAUGGAGGAAGCAGGGUUCUGCAGCUACAACAAGCAUAUCCAAGCUCAACCGUCAGAUAAACUCUAAGGAGGGACAGAUUGAGCAGCUAUUGUCUCGGAAGCAGGAUAUAGUAGAGAAGUGUGAAUUAGAGCAUAUUAACCUUCCCACUAUUUCAGAUCCUAUGGAAGUUGACUCCAUGAUCCCAGGCCCAUUUUUUGAUUUUAGCGAGCUGAAUAGAUCCCUUCUUCAGGAUAGGAGACCUUCUGAUAGGGAAAAACUUGAGGUGGAUUUUAAGCAAAAAAUGGAUGCCAUUAUGUCAGAAAUUGAAAAAACUGCUCCAAACUUGAAGGCUCUGGACCAGUAUGAAGCUUUGCAAGAGAAGGAAAGAGUAGUAACUGAAGAGUUUGAAGCAGCCAGAAAAGAGGAGAAGCGAGUAGCUGAUGCUUACAAUUCAGUUAAACAGAGAAGAUACGAGUUGUUUAUGGAAGCUUUUAACCACAUAUCAAACAAUAUUGACAAAAUUUAUAAACAACUAACAAAGAGUAACACACACCCACUUGGUGGGACGGCAUAUCUGAAUCUAGAUAACGAGGAUGACCCUUUCUUACAUGGCAUCAAAUACACUGCUAUGCCACCAACUAAGCGUUUCCGUGAUAUGGAACAGCUGUCUGGCGGGGAGAAGACUGUUGCAGCACUGGCUUUGCUCUUUUCUAUUCACAGCUAUAGGCCGUCGCCAUUUUUCAUAUUGGAUGAAGUCGAUGCUGCAUUAGAUAAUCUAAAUGUUGCAAAGGUUGCCGGAUUCAUUCGCUCAAAAUCAUGUGAAGGAGUCCGGAGUAAUCAGAAUGCUGAUGGUGGCAGUGGUUUUCAGAGUAUUGUUAUAUCCUUGAAGGAUAGCUUCUAUGACAAGGCUGAAGCUUUGGUUGGGGUUUACAGGGAUUCGGAGAGAAGCUGUUCAAGAACUCUGACUUUUGACUUGACUGGAUAUCGACAGUCUUGAGAAUCCAGUUGCAGAUGAUUGCAGAUCACAGCAGAUAACUUGUUUUGUGAAUACCUCAGUUGCUAACAUCCUUGCAAUUACUGCUUGUAAAUAUGAAAAGAUUAAUGUAUUAAGUUUGUUUCGUACGAUCUUAAUAGGCAGUGUGAUAGGUGUUAGUACCGGUUCCUCACGUUGGAAGUAACAAAAUGUAUUGGAUUGCCAGCGUUUCUCCCUCGUUGGAUAUCGCAUCCUGAAAAGUAAUGUAAACUACUGCGUCAGAAUAUGGUGGAUGCAUCUGUUGACAAAGGUCCUGAUACCCUGGAAAAAUGUUUCUCUUUCCAGAAGGAAUGUCACAAACUUCUAGUUUCAAAAGAAAAAUGUCUUCAGGUUGGAAAAACCCGAUCUGUAUGUAAAUUCAAUUAGUUAAUUUGUAGGCUAGAACAUCUGGAGUUUCAACAGAAUAUUUGAUUCAAUCCUUGAAUUAGAAAUUUGGACAGUUCAAACC
This is a messenger RNA of Ricinus communis (castor bean), 4598 nucleotides long. Its product is annotated as structural maintenance of chromosomes protein 1. Bases 446 to 4114 code for a protein of 1222 amino acids. Gene Ontology annotation, cellular component: cohesin complex; nucleus; chromosome. The record is from RefSeq and is a predicted model, not a curated record. Gene Ontology annotation, biological process: sister chromatid cohesion. Gene Ontology annotation, molecular function: protein binding; DNA binding; ATP binding. The transcript is spliced from 18 exons. NCBI's taxonomy places the organism in Eukaryota, Viridiplantae, Streptophyta, Magnoliopsida, Malpighiales, Euphorbiaceae.